CAAGCUGGAAUAUUGUACAACAUUGACGAAUAAAACUGUGCCCAACAUGUAUCAUCCAGAGCCUUCAGAUUCUACUGUUUGUACGAAGGGAUACUUGCAAGGUCCUGGUGAUUUUCUAAACGAAGUUGGAGUGCCUGAAGAUGGUUAUCAUGAAGAACCUUCAUCGACAACUGAUGAAAUAGAAAAUGGAAAUGUCAUUUAUCUACACGGACUUCCGUAUGAUAUACUAAGCAAAGACGAAUCGAAACAUUUACACAUUUAUGCAAAAUCGGAGACAGAACUAGGACCAAUUCCGAAAGUCGUACCCUUGUAUGCAAAUGAAAUAAAGGCGGCAGAAGAUUUCCAAAAGACGACCAAGCACAAACAUAUAUUUUCAUCAAAACAUAAUCGUCAAAAUGGAAACAUUCGGUUAUGGCAGUUUCUUCUAUGCCUUCUGACAAAUCUAAAAUUUAAUCCUUCUCAUAUCAAAUGGACCAACCGGAGUACUGGAGAGUUCAAAAUCCUGAGAAGUAAAGAUAUAGCUCAGAUGUGGGGAGAAAUGAAGAACAACGAUGGCAUGACGUAUGAAAAGAUGAGUCGUGCAAUGAGGAAUUAUUAUAAGGACAGGAUUCUGACACAAGUUCCCCAAAGACUUGUGUACAAGUUUGGACCAAUGUCUGACGGAUGGUAAACAUCCACCAAAUAUAUUUAUGUAUACGUACACUUCAUAUGUUCAUAUUCAUGGAAGCAAAACAUGACAUUAA
This is a messenger RNA of Mytilus californianus (California mussel), 743 nucleotides long. Its product is annotated as ETS homologous factor-like. The transcript is spliced from 5 exons. The record is from RefSeq and is a predicted model, not a curated record. Lineage: Eukaryota; Metazoa; Mollusca; Bivalvia; Mytilida; Mytilidae. Gene Ontology annotation, molecular function: sequence-specific DNA binding; DNA-binding transcription factor activity, RNA polymerase II-specific. Bases 47 to 670 code for a protein of 207 amino acids. Gene Ontology annotation, biological process: regulation of transcription by RNA polymerase II; cell differentiation. Gene Ontology annotation, cellular component: nucleus.